Molecule: messenger RNA, 2067 nt
Organism: Notodromas monacha
Lineage: Eukaryota; Metazoa; Arthropoda; Ostracoda; Podocopida; Cyprididae
Source: the annotation of a GenBank genome assembly
AUGAGGAGUGGGGGAUUAGAUGAAUUUACAACUGUGACGUGUUCGGCUUUAGCUCUAAUCAUGACUUUCAGCCUGAUGCGCUGGAAGAAUGCUUCGCGUGCGGAACAUCCGAUGAGUUCGGGAUUGCUCUUCUUGGGAUUCAACCAGGAUCACGGUUGCUUCGCUUGUGGUUUGGAUAAUGGAUUCCGAAUAUUCAACUCGGAUCCUUUGAAAGAGAAGGAGCGGAGGGACUUUUUCGACGGCGGAAUCGGAUAUGUCGAAAUGUUGUUCCGGUGCAAUUAUUUGGCGUUAGUUGGUGGCGGAGUGUCACCUACCAGUCCACCGAAUAAAGGUCUGUCGAUUACUGUUGUUCAAUUUCCAUUGGGUGAUGAAGCGCUGCUGGCGUAUCCCACCCGAAAAACCGGAUUUGUGCAAAUCGUUGAUCUCGUGCGAACGGAUCAAGCCCCCGUUGAAAUAUCUGCGCACGAAGCUACGAUAGUUGCGUUGUCCAUGAAUUUGCCCGGCACAUUGCUAGCUACAGCGAGUGAAAAGGGAACAUUGAUCCGCGUUUUCGACACGAAAGCAGGAUCCUUGCUUCACGAGUUUCGCCGUGGGGCAAAUGCUGCCAUUAUUUAUUGGUGUGUUCUCAGAUUUUCCAUUUUUAUCUUCGUUUUCUUUGGCAAAAUAUCCCUCCGUUCUUCUUGCAGUGUUAAUUUUAAUCAAGAAUCUUCCAUGCUGUGCGUGUCCAGCGAUCACGGAACUGUUCACGUUUUCGCCAUGGAUACCGAAAAGAAAAAUCGACAAUCAAGUUUGGCGUCGGCCGGCUUUCUUCCGAAAUAUUUCAACUCCCAAUGGAGUUGGAGCAAGUUUGUCAUUCCUGGCUCAUCUCCGUGCUUGUGUGCGUUUGGAUCAGAUUCUUCCAUCAUUGCGGUGUGCGGUGAUGGAAGUUAUUACAAGUACUCUCUUGGACCAAAAGGAGAAUGCUCCCGCGAAGUAUUCGCUCAGUACUUGGAAAUAACCGAGGAAAGACCUGUUGUGAGAAGGAGACAGAGCACUUAUUCUCGUUCGCAUUCAUCGCUCGCCAUGAUACGUCGGCAAGUUCGACUUCGUAAGGAAUACCUUUAUCGGAAAUCCUUGGAAGAGCGGCGAAGAGCUACGCAGGAGCGCAAAGACAAGAUCAAAAAUAUAGUUGAAGACGGAAAUGUGAUCCCGAAUCAGUUGCGAAAAGAUGCCAUCAGUCUUUACAAAGCUGGAGAAUGGGACGACGCUGGACCAGAGGUGGCCGCCUUACGUGCUUCGGAGGCCGAAGUGGGUGGCGGAGUUAUGUCGAGUCUUGACGACGAAUAUCGUUGGGCUGGUGUUAGAGACCCGAAGAUCGUCAUAACAACGUCCUCAGAUCCGUCUUCUCGAUUGAAAGCUUUCGUAAAAGAAAUGAAGUUGAUCUUUCCCAACUCUCAACGCGUGAACCGAGGAAAUUAUGAUGUGAAACACAUCAUGGAGGCCUGCAGGGCGAAUGAUGUUACGGAUUUCAUCGUACUGCAUGAAACCAGGGGUCAACCAGACGGAAUGAUAGUGUGUCACCUUCCGUUCGGACCUACGGCGUAUUUCUCCAUGUGUGACGUUGUGAUGCGACACGAUAUCCCAGAUAUGGGGACCAUGUCCGAAGCAUACCCUCACCUCAUUUUUCACAAUUUCAAGACGAAACUCGGUCGAAGAGUGACCAGUAUACUCAAGCACUUGUUUCCGGUGCCGAAAGAAGAUUCUCACCGAGUGAUGACUUUCGCGAACCACGAUGACUUCAUUUCUUUUCGGCACCACACAUACAAGAAAGAUCCCGAAGACAAAUCCAACGUGAUCAUGUCAGAAGUUGGACCCAGAUUUCAGCUCCGACUGUACGAACUAAAAUUGGGGACAAUGGAUCAAACCCGCGCAGCCGAAACCGAAUGGGCAUUGCGACCGUACAUGAAUACCGCCAGAAAGCGUCGGUUCUUAUCUGAAGAUGAUGGAUGGGAAAAUGAGACUUGAUUUUUUUUUGUUUAUGUUUGAUUCGCUUUGGCAAGGGAAUGAACGCCUUCGCGCAAUGAAAAA